AUGUCAAAGACCUUCAAGCUGUCCGAGGUAGCAGAGCACAAGAAGCCUGACUCGCUGUGGAUCGUUGUCGAGGGUGAUGUAUACGAUGUCACAAAGUUCGCAGAUGAGCAUCCCGGAGGAAAGAAGAUCCUCCAGCGAGUUGGCGGCAAAGAUGCAACCGCCCAGUUCUGGAAAUACCAUAAUGAGGCCAUCCUCAAGAAGUACAAGCCCAAGCUUUUGAUCGGUUCAUUAGAGGGUAAGGCUGCGCCCGAGCCUCCCAAGGAAGAGCCCAAGCCCGCCGAAUCCAAGGUCGCAGAGCCAGCGAAAGUUGAAGAGCAGGCGCUCGUACCUAUGAAAUCUGGCCCUGUCGCACCUGCCCCAGCAGAGGAGAACCUGAAGGAAGCUUUGGAACCAUGGGGUGACAUGAUCCCCUACGGCGAUCCAGCCUGGUACCAAGGUUACCACUCACCCUACUACAACGAGUCGCAUGCCGCCCUUAGGACGGAGGUCAGGGCUUGGGUGGAAGAAAAGAUUGAGCCUUACCUCAACGAGUGGGAGAAGGCCAAGUUUGUACCGGUUGAGAUUUACCAACAGAUGGGACAGCGCGGAUACCUUGCGGGUCUCCUCGGUCUCCACUAUCCCGUAGAGUAUACCCCCUACAGGAUCGCUGCUGUACCACCUGAGAAAUGGGAUCUCUUCCACGAGUUCGUUGUCACCGACGAAAUUUCACGCACUGGAUCUGGUGGUUUUGUCUGGAACAUGAUUGGGGGGUACGCCAUUGGUCUACCUCCCGUUAUGAAAUUCGCCAAAAAAGAACUCAAAGACCGCAUUGUCCCUGGUAUCCUCAAGGGUGAAAAGCGUAUCUGCUUAUGUAUCACUGAGCCCGAUGCGGGCUCUGACGUUGCGAAUCUUACUUGCGAGGCCAAGAAGACUCCCGACGGCAAGCACUACAUUGUCAAUGGCGAGAAGAAGUGGAUCACCAACGGUGUCUGGUCCGAUUACUUCACUGUAGCCGUGCGUACAGGCGGACCCGGAAUGGGCGGUGUUUCUGUCCUCCUCAUUGAGCGCAGCGAGGGCGUCACAACCCGCGAAAUGGACUGCCAGGGAGUUCACGGAUCAGGAACUACAUACGUUACAUUCGAGGACGUUAAGGUUCCCGUCGAGAACCUUAUCGGCAAGGAAAAUGCUGGCUUCAAGGUCAUCAUGACAAACUUCAACCACGAGCGUAUUGGAAUCAUCAUCCAGUGCACGCGCUUCUCGCGUGUCUGCUAUGAGGAAGCAAUGAAGUACGCUAAUAAGCGCCGAACAUUCGGGAAGAAGCUCAUUGAGCACCCCGUCAUCCGCAUGAAACUCGCAAACAUGGCAAGACAGGUAGAGGCUACACACAACUGGCUAGAGAACAUCAUUUACCAGUGCAUGAAAAUGGGAGAAACCGAGGCGAUGUUUAAGCUUGGUGGUGCUAUUGCUGGGCUCAAGGCGCAGGCGACAGUCACCUUUGAGUUCUGUGCGCGCGAGGCAGUCCAGAUCUUUGGCGGUAUUGGAUACACCAAGGGUGGUCAGGGUGCUAAGGUAGAGAGGCUGUAUAGGGACGUCAGAGGUUAUGCCAUUCCCGGAGGCAGCGAGGAAAUUAUGUUGGAUCUUAGCAUCAGGCAGUCCAUGAAGGUGCACCAAGCGUUGGGAAUGAAGUUGUAG
Messenger RNA from Morchella importuna, 1671 nucleotides. RefSeq lists its product as uncharacterized. The record is from RefSeq and is a predicted model, not a curated record. Lineage: Eukaryota; Fungi; Ascomycota; Pezizomycetes; Pezizales; Morchellaceae. The coding region runs from base 1 to 1671 and encodes 556 amino acids. The transcript has 3 exons. Gene Ontology annotation, molecular function: oxidoreductase activity, acting on the CH-CH group of donors; flavin adenine dinucleotide binding.